UGUCAAUUCAUGAUUCCAAAUAAACAAACAAUAACAAUAUUCUAGAUAUCAAUCAAACUCAACACCUUUUCGAGCGAUUUCUGAAUUAAACUUCCGAAGGUAAUAAUUAGAAGGGUUACUAACACAUUGUGGAAUCGAUAUUACCAUGGAAGAGAAAUCGUCCAAUUUCUGGUGGCUAAAAAAUAAAUCAACACAAGAAAUCGAAGAGCCAGAUAACACAGUGUACGCUGAGAAGGAAUUUAACGUGUCUACGAAUUCAUUAAUGGAUAUUCUAGAAAAAGAAUCUGAAAAUUUUAGAGAAAAAGGUGAUUUGGAUGAAGAUGUUGACGUGGGUAGUAUAAUUGAAGAGAUCAAUAGAGUGGCUGCUCAGAGUCCUUUGGGACCUUUCGACAAUAAGUUGAGUGAAAGAAGUGUUGAUGAACUGAUGAGAGAGGCUGAGAAAAUAUAUAUGGAGAGUUCUAAAAGUUUUGAACAGCUCAGCCAAAGGUCAAAGACAUCUCAGAAUAUUUCUGAGAUCUCCUCAGGUUCAGAAAACUCAACUCCGACACCAAAAAGUGUCAGUCCUUUGCCUUUAGAUACGAAUCCUGAUGAAAUUUAUGCUGACAAAAUAAUUGCAAAGGAUGACCGAGAAGUGUUUUACAGCGAAGAUUUUUCUGAUGAUAGCAAAAUUGAUUCCUCAGAAUCUACUCCAUCAGUUGAACAAAAUUUGCCUUUACCUUCCAAAAACAAUUUUAGUAUUAAACAGAGCUUUUCUGAGAGAAACAUCAAUGGAAAAGUUGAUUAUUCUAUACAAAAUUCUCAAAAAAGUGUGACUGGAAAUAGUGCCAAGAAUUCUAAAAUAUCUUCUAACAAAUUGAUUCAAAGUAUGAGUGAUACUAAUUUUCUAGUGAACAGAAAUAAGGAAGUUGAAGAGAAAUUAGAGUUUGAACUAAAAAGGAGGGACAUCGAAAUGAAACAAAUGGACCUCAAAAAUGACCUCAUCCAAGCAUUGGAAGAGGAUAACAGCAGAUUAAAAACUGAUAUGUUUGAAAUCAAGAAUGAAUUGGAAAAGACGCAAAUGGCCCUCAAAGAGCUCAGAUCAUCAUCUAAGGCCAGAACACCAGACGUUACUGUCGAACUCGAGAAAACUCUGGACGAGCUUAAAGACACCAAAGAAGUCAACACCGCGCUGCAACUCCAACUGGACACUCUCACGCAAACGCACGUUCUCCUCAAGAACGCUCAAGAAGACCUCCUCAACCAGAAUCGAAACCUGGAGAGACGCCUCGCUGACGUCGACACCUCACUUGCCAAAUACAAGCACGAGCUGCUCAACGUGCAAAGACACAGGGACAAGCUGAUGGAGAAUGAACUCAGCCUGAACAAACUGUUGGACAUCGAGAAGAUCCAGACCAGGAGUUUGAAGGCGCAGAACGAAACCGACGCCAAAUGCAUCCAGGACUUGAACCGGCAGAUCAAAGAGAUGGAGAGGAUCAUCGCCAGAAAACACCCGGACUCUGUUUCUGCCUUGAUAAUGGCCGCCAAAACUGACGCUACCGAUUCCAAUUUGACCGCGAGGAAACUGUUAGAAGAUCGGAUCAAAACUCUUGAGCUUGAAUUGCAAGCCAAGGAAAAACAGUCGUCCCAAGUCUUCAACGAUAUCCAGGAGAAGUUCAACCAAAUGAAGGCGAAAUACGAGAAUCACAUCGAAGAUUUGGAACUCCACGUGAACGAUCUCAAGGACCAGUUGAAGAAGAAGAACAAUUGCUUCGAUAUGUACACGCAGACGCCGCCUAUACUCGUGAAAGCCCAUGAGAUACCUGAGAAAGAAACAACUUCAGUUUCAACCCAAACAGACUCCGUGCCAACAAAACCUCCUAAAGUGAUAGCUGUGAAGACGAGCGCCAGGGUUAGCGAGGGUAAAAGCGAAUCUCAUCUGCUGGCUACCAUAAGGGGACUCCAGUCGGAUUUGUCGUGCAAAGAGAAAGCCAUAUUGAAGAUGCAGAGGGAGAUGGACGAGAUCAGGAAGACCAACAAGAGGUUGCAGAAGGAGAGGGAGGGUAGUUUGAAGAGUAUCAACGGGGAUUUUAAGGCGGGAAAGGAUUUUAAGAAUUUUCCGGAGAAGUUGGCUGUGGUGGUUGCACGGACUAAAUCGCCAACUGAUUCUAAGGUGGAUGUUACCUCUAGAGAAGAACUGGAUUCGACCAAGUCGGAUUUUGAGACGGUUAAGCAGCAGCUUUACAGGAUAGAAAUGGAUUAUCAGAACCUCAAGAAGAAGAGGAUACAUGAUCUUAACGCCUUGCAAGAAGCCCAUGAGCGAGAGAUAGCCGAAUACAUAAAAAAUCUGCAACCCUUACGAGAGCAACUGGAGCUUCAGCAGCUGUCCAUCAAUACGCUACAGACCCAGCUCGCCUGCACCAAAGAAGAACUGGCAAUAGUGACAGUUGAGCGUGAUCAUCUCAACGAUCAGAUGGCCGCAGUCGAUAAAAGUGUUUUCUGUACGAGAAACGUUAUCUCGGAUACUGACGUGGUAUCGUUACAGAAAAAACUUGCUGCUGUUGAGAAGAAGUACGAAGAAAGGGAGCAUCGACUGAGAGCUAUUGUGAACAGUUUGGCGAAAAGAAGUGUUAUGAACGGGAACUGUGAACAGUGCGAGGAAAGGCAGAAACAGUUGAUCGCGUACAAGAACGAAUUGGACCAUAUUAUGGCGUCUGUGAGAGCUUUAAAAUGAAGUGUCAAAAGACGCUGAGUGAAUGUUCUAGUCAUUUUUCAAUGAAAUUCCGAGAUGCGCUAGUAGGAAAUAUAAAAUUGAUGAAUUUUUAAGGCGAAAAAUUGUAUUGUUGAUUAUUAUUGAUCUCUUCCAUUGUAGUGAUUAUUAUAGUUGUUUAAAAUUGGUAAAUUUUCUUUAGUACUGGCAUCUAGAGAUUUAAAGCUCGACUGAAAGGGAUAAGUAUAAUCUGUAAUUUAAAAAAUUUAUAUUUAACACUUUUUUUUUAUAGAUGAUUGUUUUUAUACCUGAAAUAAAGAUUUUUAUAAGCA
This is a messenger RNA of Coccinella septempunctata (seven-spotted ladybird), 3018 nucleotides long. Its product is annotated as centrosomal protein of 162 kDa. Bases 146 to 2710 code for a protein of 854 amino acids. Gene Ontology annotation, biological process: cilium assembly. The record is from RefSeq and is a predicted model, not a curated record. NCBI's taxonomy places the organism in Eukaryota, Metazoa, Arthropoda, Insecta, Coleoptera, Coccinellidae. Gene Ontology annotation, cellular component: axonemal microtubule; centriole; centrosome. The transcript has 4 exons.